AUGACUUCAUCAGUAUUCUUCAAGUUCAAAUCCCAAAAGGAGCCCUCGCGGGUGGAGUUCGACGGUACCGGCAUCUCUGUAUUCGAACUCAAGCGUGACAUCAUCAUCAAGAGCGGACUUGGCGAUGGCCAUGAUUUUGACCUUGCCAUCUAUGUCGAAGACGGCAUGGAAGAGUACGAUGAUGACACAACCGUCAUUCCUCGAUCGACGACCGUCAUUGCGCGCCGCCUACCGCCGCUCAAGCCGGGCGCCGGCAGGGCCGCCCGAUAUGUGACUGGAAAGAUGCCUGGAAGCGCAAAGAACAGAUCGCGGCGGGAGGACACGGUCAAGAAGACGCAGCCCUCUACAGCUGGGCUGGCGCAAAUGAGCACUGCGCUCACGGAGGAGGAAAAGUUGGCGGCCAUGUUCCAGGUUCAGUCAGAUCAGUGGAAUGCUCAGCAGGAAGAGAUGGCCAAUCAGGCCCCGGUCUACAAGCCAGGGUCUAAAAAGCCCGUCAACGUACCCGAUCACGAGCCUCCGACCGGCUACAUCUGCUAUCGCUGCGGUCAAAAAGGUCACUGGAUCCAAGCCUGUCCUACCAACGACAAUCCUGAAUUCGACAACCGGCCCCGCGUCAAGCGCACCACAGGCAUUCCUCGGUCAUUUCUCAAGACAGUAGACAAGUCUGCAUUUCAGCAGGGCGAGGGUGAAGGUGAGGAUGGCCCAAAGCCUCCGGCUGGCGUCAUGGUCAAUGCAGAUGGAGAUUAUGUCAUUGCUAAGCCUGAUACGGCCUCAUGGGAAAAGUUCCAGGCCAAGACGAAGACUUCGGCCGCUGCGCAGAAAGCAGCCUCCGACGAAGACAAGGAUCUUGAAGAGAAGGGCUUGUUGUGCGCCAUCGACAAGAGAUUGUUCAUAGACCCAAUGAAGACACCAUGUUGUGAGAAGACGUAUUGCAAUGAUUGCAUCACAAAUUCUCUCAUUGAGAAUGAUCUCGUCUGCCCCGGUUGCGACUCGGAGGGAGUUCCAAUCGAUGAUCUCCGGCCAGAUACUGAGACAUCCCGCCAGAUUCAGGACUAUCUGAAAGAGAAGGAUAUGGCUAAGACGAAAGAGCGCUCUAAGAGUCCGACAAUAGCAAAGUCGCCUUUGUCUCAAUCCGAUAAUAAGGUAGAGAAGGACGAAGCACAGACAGAUGCGCCUAAGACGGCGACUACGUCGGCUCCAGAGAAGACCCAGUCGCCAUCACCGUCGUCAGCAGCAGCAGCAGCAGUCAAGUCUGCUUCGGCUGAGGCGCUUCAGAAGUCUGCGACCCCCAACCCGGUAACGAAUGGCGGCGGGAUGAACAAGCCUGACGAUAGCUCGACGAAGAAACGUCCCGCAGAUGAGCUGCUAGAGAACCCCAAGAUCCCCAAAGCGCCGAAAGCGAUGCAAAAGGCCCAAGAGGCCAAGGAGAUGCACAACAUGAUGGCAAACGGUAUGCCCAUGAUGCCAGGCUUGUCCAAUAUGCCUAAUAUGUCCAUGAUGAAUCCCAUGAUGGGCAUGAACGGCUUCAACGGCUUUCCCAACAUGGCCAUGGGCAUGGGCAUGGGUAUGCCGAUGAUGCCCAACAUGAUGAAUCCCAUGAUGGGCAUGAACGGUUUUAAUGGAGGAGGAUUCCCCAACAUGAAUGGAUUUGGUGGCAACUUCGGCCCCGGCGGAAACAUGAACGGCGGUGGGAUGGGAGUUGGUAUGGGCCCUGGUGGCCUCGCCAACAUGAACAAUGGAUUCCAACAUCCGAAUCGAACCAACUUCACCCAGCCCAACAACGACGAAGAUGCCUACUUCCGCAAGCCGGUCAACCCGGGACGACAUCAGAACCGGCAACGAAGAAACCGGCCCAGUGACUAUCGCGAGCUAUAA
This is a messenger RNA of Pseudomassariella vexata, 1875 nucleotides long. Its product is annotated as DWNN domain-containing protein. Lineage: Eukaryota; Fungi; Ascomycota; Sordariomycetes; Amphisphaeriales; Pseudomassariaceae. Gene Ontology annotation, molecular function: zinc ion binding; ubiquitin protein ligase activity; nucleic acid binding. The coding region runs from base 1 to 1875 and encodes 624 amino acids. The record is from RefSeq and is a predicted model, not a curated record. Gene Ontology annotation, biological process: protein ubiquitination; ubiquitin-dependent protein catabolic process; mRNA processing. Gene Ontology annotation, cellular component: nucleus. The transcript is spliced from 2 exons.